Empidonax traillii (willow flycatcher) is the source of this 2994-nucleotide messenger RNA. Its product is annotated as deleted in malignant brain tumors 1 protein-like. Gene Ontology annotation, cellular component: membrane. Lineage: Eukaryota; Metazoa; Chordata; Aves; Passeriformes; Tyrannidae. The record is from RefSeq and is a predicted model, not a curated record. The annotation marks the transcript as partial. The transcript has 8 exons.
AUGCGGCAGGGGGGAGCGGGAUCUCCCUCGGCGUCUCGGUUGUGCGUGAGGGUGAGGACGGGGCUGAGCAGCCCCUCCAGCAACGCCGAGCAGUGCCAGUGCCGGAGGAACAGCGUGUUCCCGGCGGGGUCACACUUCCAGCGGCGCAGUCACCGCCACGUGCCGCCAACCCGUGAGGGACCGGGCUCCCGCCACCUGCCAGCGACCCCGUGUCAUCCCGCCAUGGCUUGUGGGGCUGGUCCCAACCCUGGAGAGCCCUGGGCUGUCCCCAUUGUGUCGCAUGGACCUGCCACAACCCGGCCCUGCCGCCCGCACCGAGACACGACCGGGCCGGCAGCGAUGGACGGCGUGGCUGCGGUCUCCCUGCGGCGGGCGAGGACCCCGCCAGUGGUUCCCGGGGACACCGUCAGCACCUCCUACCCUUCCAAGGACACGGCACCGUGUCCGUCACAAGCGCUGGAAGAGGCCCGGGGUAGGAGGGAAGCAGAGCAGAACGACGCGGCCCUCCCGCCCACGGCCCCGGCCCGUGACCACGACCCCUGUGCUGUGGGGGGGCCGGCUCCCCCGGGGACAUCCGUGUGCCGGCCCACUGUGGCGAGGUGUGUGACGCCAGAAGCGCAGCCGAGCCUCAUAUUUGGGCACGAAGCAGGUUAUUGGAGGCCGUGGCCCCGCAGCUGGGAGAUCCCCCGCCUGAUAAAGGCUGCCCUGGUGCUGCCGCCUCCACUGCUCCGGCACUGCCGAUACCUCCGCCGCCUGCACUGGGGGUGCGGGACGGUGGGAUGGGGCCUGUCGGGGCGCUGGGGCUGCUCCUGUGCCUGCGGCUCUGUGGGGGUGAGUGCCGGGGUGGUGGGAGCGGGGACCCACCGGUGCCGGACCCGGCUCAGCAUCCUUCGUGCCGCAGGCUCGGGGCAGCUGCGGCUGGUGGGCGGCGGCGGGCGCUGUGCCGGACGCGUGGAGGUGAAUCACAGCGGUGAGUGGGGCUCUGUCUGCGUCUUCGAGUUCGACUGGGAGGCCCGCUGGGCCACGGUGGUGUGCCGGCAGCUGGGCUGUGGCCGCGUGGCCUCGGCGUCCCCGUACGCCCCGUUCGGGCAGGGCACCGGCCGGAUCUGGCUCCAGCCCUUCUUCUGCCGCGGCACCGAGGAGGUGCUGGAGCAGUGUCCGCACUUCGAAUGGGGCCAGCACUUCUGCGGCCACGAGCGGGAUGUGGGAGUGAUCUGUGCAGAGGCCGUGGAGCUGAGGCUGGUGGCCGGCGGUGGUCCCUGUGCCGGGAGGGUGGAGGUGAAGCUGCGAGGACGCUGGGGCUCAGUGGGAGAUGACAUCUGGGACAUGGAGGACGCCGAGGUGGUGUGCCAGCAGCUGGGCUGUGGCUCGGCGAUCGGCGCCUACGCUGCCCGCGACCGCUUUGGUGCAGGGGCCGGGCCCAUCAACCUGGCCCUGGUGGACUGCAACGGGGAUGAGGCCACGCUCUGGGACUGCGAGAUCCGUGGCUGGGGACCCUACAACGGUACCCAUGACUUUGACACUGCCGUCGUCUGCCAAGGGUUUUCCCGGCUGGUCGGGGGUGAUGGAGCCUGUGCCGGGCGGUUGGAGGUGCGGCAGCGCCAGGCCUGGGUUGGUGUGUGCGCGGAGCACGUGGACAUGAAGGUGGCCCAGGUGGUGUGCCGGGAGCUGGGCUGCGGCGCGGUGCUCGCCAUGCCCGGCAGCGGCCAGUUUGGGGCGGGAACGGGGCCGCUCUGGGAGGGGGGAUUCAACUGCACCGGCACCGAGCCCCUCCUCAGCGCCUGCGCCCGACAGGUGCCCCACAGCCAGAGCUGCGCUGGCCACGCCACCAUCAUCUGCUCCCCCUACACGGGCUUCCGGCUGGGGAACAGCAGCUCGGGCUGUGCCGGGCGUGUGGAGGUGGCGGUGAGGGGCACGUGGGGGUCCGUCUGCGCCACCGACUGGGACCUGCCCGAUGCCGACGUCUUGUGCCUCCACCUGGGCUGUGGCCAUGCUGUCACCGUGCUCCCAGGAGGUUCCUUUGGCAGUGGGGACGGGCCGCUGAGGCCGGACGCCUUUGGCUGCAGCGGGAGCGAGCGGCACCCGGGAGAGUGCCCUGUGGCAGUGCUGGGGAAGCCUCCCUGCACCCCGGGGAAUGCCGCCGCUGUCAACUGCUCAGGCAUCGUCAACUCCCUGCAGCUGGUGGAGGGUGAGAGCCGGUGCGACGGGUGGAUGGAAUUGGCUACAAGCCCCGGGGUCUGGCACCGUGUGCCAGGAGAGGUUUUGUCCGAACGGAAUUUCAGUGUGGUGUGUGGGAAGCUGGGCUGCGGUGGGCUGGACAAAAGUGAUGCUGUUGUUGGUACGAACUCCUUAUGGACCGUGAGCGAUUCGGAGCAGAAGAUUAUGGAAAGGCCACUGGGCCGACCAACAUCCCUCAUGGGGCAGCCAUCGUCUGUUCAGGUGGGUGUCCCGAGUAGAGCUGGGGUGCUGGUGCCCCGAGCAGCCCCUCAGCCCAGUCCUUCCGUGCCCACAGGCAGCCGGCGGGUGAGGCUGGCGGGCAGUGCCGGGCGCUGCGCGGGGCGCGUGGAGGUUUAUGCCAGUGGCACCUGGAGCACCAUCUGCCAGGAGCGCUGGGGCCUCCAGGCCGCCGCCGUUGUGUGCCGGGAGCUGGGCUGUGGCGCGGCACUGGAGGCGCCCGGCUCGGCGCGCUUCGGCCCCGGCACGGGGACGCUGUGGCCGUACGUCCUUGACUGCGCCGGGACCGAGGAGUCUCUCUGGGAAUGCCCGCGCUCGGAACGGCGCGAGUGCGAGCGCGGGGCCGGGGCAGGGGCCGUCUGCUCAGAGCAGCUCUCCCUGCGGCUGGCGGGCGGCCGCGGGCGCUGCAGCGGGUACCUGGAGCUGCUCCACAACGGCACCUGGGGCCGCGUGUGCGCCAAUGGCACCAGCCCCGGCACCGCCGCCGCCGUGUGCCGGCAGCUGGGCUGUGGGGACGGCGGACAGCUGGCACCCGGCCCC